Messenger RNA from Lymnaea stagnalis (great pond snail), 9753 nucleotides. The record is from the annotation of a GenBank genome assembly. Lineage: Eukaryota; Metazoa; Mollusca; Gastropoda; Lymnaeidae.
GAUGACAACAGUGAAAGAUCUAUAAGUCCAAGAAUCCCUUCUGCCAGGUAAAAAGUGUUUACAGUUUGAUUCUUUUUCACAAAAGUCUGGUAUAUGUUGAGAAGAGUCAUCAUUAACCUUAGUCUUAGUAUAGAAGAGCAGGGGCCACAUGUGGCCAUACUUAUUUACUUAUGAUUUUUACCACGCCUGGGGCAUACAGCUAUCUACAAGAAUUUUCCAUUCAUCUCGGUACUGUGCUUUCCUUUCCAGUUACAUCCAGGUGUAUCCCAUACUUUGUGUGUCUGCCUAUAGCUCACGUCUCCAUGUAUUCUUUGGCCUUCCUCUCUUACAUUUUCCCCUGUGAAUUCCAUGUUAGGACUUGUCUGGUGAUGUUAUCUGGGGUAUCAAAGAGUGUGCUCUAUCCACCUCCAUCUUUUCCUUGUGAUUUCUUCAGCACUUGGCUCUUAGAAUGUCCUUCCCAGUGUCUUUGUUGGUGAUGAUUUUUGGCCAUUUCAUGUUCAGGAUCUGCCUAAUGCAAGUGUUUGUGAACGUCUGUACUUUCUGCAAUAUUCUCUCUAUUGUUCUCCAGGUUUCGGCUCCAUAAAAUAGGACUGUUUUGACAUUUGUGUUGAAAAUUGUGACCUUGGCUCCAAAAUUUUCUGACUUUUGACUCCCAUAUUUUCUUUAAUAGUAUAAAUGCUGACCUAGCCUUUCCAAAUUUCCUGACAUUAACUUUAAAUCGACCAUUUAUGUCAAUGGUGCUGCCCAAGUAUGUGAAGGCCUCCACUUCUUCAAGUGCAUUUCCUGCCAAGGAGAUAUGCUCUUGUUUUGCUGAGUUUACCUUCAUGAUCUUUGUCUUGCUUUUAUUUAUGAUGGGUCAAAGCUGUACUGAAAUAGUGGCCACAUCUUUUGUCUUUUCCUAUAUUUGUUUCUGGUUGUGGGACAGAAGUGCAGUUUCAACUUGCAAAGUCUGUUAUUCAAUUGUUCCCAGGGUGUCCACUGUAUCCCGUUCCUCUUUUUGUCAGUGGAUUCUUUCAUUAUCCAGUCAAUGGCAAUGAUGAAUAGAAAGAGGGACCUUAGUGUACCCCACCCUGCAUGUCAUUUCUUCAUUAAGGACUCUGGAUGAUCCUGACUAGUUUUCCUGGUACGCCAUAAUGCUGGAGAAGUUACCAUAAGUUUUGUUGGUCCAAGCUAUCAAAGGUCUUUUUGUGGUUGAUAAAAUUUAGAUGUAGGGGAUUGAUUGACUGUUCUUCAAUGAUGCAUUGAAUUUUGAUUUGGUGUGUGCAUCAUCUGUUUCAACGGAAGCCAGCCUGUUGAUCUUGCAGCUGUGUGUUGACCUCGUUCUUAUUCAGAAUAAUUCUGUUUAAGACCUUCCCUGGUGCUGACAGGAGUGUAAUUCCUCUGUAUUUAGCACAGUUGCUGAGAUUCCCUUUCUUUGGUAACUUGGUUAGGUAUCUUUCUUUCCAAUCUUUUGGAACUCUCUCUUCUUCCCAAAUCUCGUCAAACAGAGGGUACAGCAUGUUAACAAUUGUAUCUAUAUCUGCUCUCAUCAUCUCUGUUGUGAUGUUAUCUGUUCCAUAUGCUUUCCUAAUUUUAAGCGGCUUGAUAGCCUGGGCUAUUUCUUCCUUAUUUGGGUCACUGUCUUCUUAUUUCAGAUUUUCAUUUACUUGUUGUGUCUGUAGGUCUGUUUAGCAAUUCUCAAAAUAUUCCACCCAUCUCUUUUUUUGUUCUUUUUGUUCCAUUAUUGAUCUACCUUCCUUGUUUUUAAUCGGUUUCUGGCUUCUUGUAUCUUCCUGAGAGCUUUCUUGUUAUAUCAUAUAGCUCUUUCAUGUUCCCCUUGCUGCGUGCUUCUUUUGCUGUUUACGCUAAACCAUCUAUAUAAGCUAUUUUUAUUUCUUUCCUCUCAUUUAUUUUUUGUAACAUGUUGAAUGAGAGCCAAUCUUCGUGUUUUUGCUUCACUGGUCCUAAUACCUCAUUGCAAUAGGAUGUUACAGACAUCUUUAUGUUUUGCCAUUGACGUUUUAUCUGGUAAUUCUAUCUGUUUGAUCUUGCAGUACCUGGAACUUAUUUCUGAAGGUAACACUGAAAUCCUGUUAUUUUUGCUUGUUUGCCAGAAAUGAUAUGUUUUAUCUUAGUCAUCUGCCAGCUGGCUCUUCCCAGUUUUUCUUCGGUUUUAGCUUAAGUCUUGCACAAAUUACAUAGUGAUCAGAUGCAACAUCAGCUUCUCUUUUAGCUUGUACCUUCUGAAUUUUUUUCAUUUUCUAUUCUGUUAUCAGGGGACACCCAUGUUACCUUGUGGAUAUUCUUAUUGUGAUGGAAUACCAUGCUCCCCAAUAUAAAGCUCUCGCAGGUUUCAUUUUUCUCUCUUAAACCAUGAUUUCUUCAUAUCCUCUAUUUUCUUUCCCAACCUUAGAAUUUAUUUCUCCCAUUAUGAUAUUUAGAUCUCUACUAGAAAAUUGUUCUAGUUUAGCUUGUCGUCUAUUGUAGAAAGGUUCUUUUUCAUCUUUCUUACUAUCUUUGGGUGCAUAGCACUGUAUUACAUUCAUAUUUAUUUUCUUCUUUGUUUGGAAUGUUGCUGUUAUAAUUCUUGGAUCUUUGGCUUCCCAUCCUACUGAUGGCCUUUGAGCCAUCUGUGACAUCAUGAAAGUAACUCCUUGUGUGUGCAUAGUAUUUUCCUCCUCCAGCUUGUGUUGCUUGGGGUUGAAAUGGCUAGAAAGACUUUGCAAUUGUAUGCUAGUAAUUAGUUUUUGUAGUGUUGCGUUUGUUUUAAAUGUGGUAAAUUAUAGAUUUGUAUUUUGUUGACUUUGUACCGCGCUUCGAGCCUUUUGGGAUGGAGCGUGUUUUUGAAAUGAACUUUAUUAUUAUUUAUUAUUAUCUUGAUUCACAAGUGCCAAGCGGUGUGCUCUUGUAUAGUCUCAUUUCUGCCACCACUUGUGCUGAAUUUCCUGUUUUGUAUAUGGUCCUAGAAUUCCCAGAGUCUAUGCUAAUUAGCUUUGAAAGUAGUUUCCUCGGCUUUGAGGCUGUCAGUAUAUCCAAGUUUGGUCAAAAAGCAUCAUAACUCUUCUUGGUGAAGAAGAAUCCUCUCUUGUCAGGGCUGAAGUUGUUUUGUUUUUUUCUUCUUGGUGACUUUUCUGUAGGUAAUUUGUUUUUUUACAGGUGAGAUAGCUGGCCUCUCACCAACCCUCCUCCUUUUGCAUUUUGGCCAUGGUGGAGUUACAUGCAACCAUAGAAACGUUUAAGACCUUAAUAAAUAAUCUCUGUAUAAAAUUGUCAAACUAAUAAUAAUAAUUACAGCAAAUUAAAAAAUUAUUUCACCACCAGGGCUGCACCUAGGAGGGGGGGGGGGAUAACCAUGGCACUUGUCAGGGGCCAUAUCUAGAUAGGGCCCCGCCAUUUUUUUGAGUUUUUAAAAGAUACGCACAUGUUUGAAACAUGAAAGGGACCCAAACUCUGUCAGCUGCCUGCGACCCAGAAUUUCCUAGGUGCGGGCCUGUCCACACUCAUUUGCAAUCAGAACUUUAGCUUAUACUUUUGCUACGAUAUAAUUUGAUUCAAAAUAAGGAAGAGAAAAACAUAUAACAGUACCUUAAUGAAUUAGUUUUGAGGCAACAACUAGUAAAACAUAAAAACAAUUUAUUAUCAAGUAUUAUUUUUGACAUUAUUAAAAAAAUUUAGUUGGCAAGAGUCAAACUGGUUGCACAUGAAUGCGUCUAGAAGAGUAACACCAAGUCACUAUCAACACGAGGGCAUCUGUAUAGUAUUCGCAUGAAAAACAAUUAUUUUCUCAUAGAUAAUAUGGCUAGAUUUGUCAGGUUUUUUUAGAACGACUCAUUUAUUUUUAAAAUGAUGUCCUGUUAAUGUUUCUAGAUGUAUUUAACUGUUUUUCUUUCUCAGCGCCUCGAUCUCCUGGGGUUCUCGGUCACAAUAUAGAGCAAAGACUGUGCCUAAGGAAGUUGUCCCUGAAGCAUAUGUGAUACCUAGAUAUGAUUUCACCAAGGUGGAGGAAGUGAAAGGACUCCCUGACAUUGACCAGGUAUAUUGAAAGAAUCAACUUUCUGGAUUAUAAUUUUUGAAAUUUAUGAUUAUAAACAGCACAUCGAUCUUUUGUUACUAUUUCCACGUUGGUGUCGCAAAAUUUUUUAUCAUCAUAAGUCAUCAACUGAUAAAGCAUCUCUUAGGUUUUAGGUAUUAAGUUGAUAACAUUGAAUUUGUCCCAAAGUUCUUGCUCUUGUUAUAUGAGAUUAUUUAUUUAUUUUUUUUUCCUUAUGGAAUUUUGCACACCAUUUCCAGAGGUCAAAUUUUAAUUUUUAAAAAAAAAAAGUAUUCAUUUCUAAGCAAGACCAAAUCACUUUCUUUACGCAUCUCCUAACAGGAUAUUCCAGGUGCAUUAAGAUCCUUAUUUACCUUACUAAUGAAAUUUCUGAUAUAGCCUACACAAGAAACUGAGAAUUUAAAUGGAUCAAAUUAUUAUUAAUGAUUUAUAGAUUUAUAAAAUAUUACUUGAACAACUUAUUGAAAAAAAUCUCUUCCAUGCUUAGGUAUUGGCUGAAAUACGAGGAAGGGAUGUUGUUGAAGAGGUCAUUAACCCUGUGUUUACCAUCAAACUUGUGCUCACUGUGACUUCUCAAAAUACUUCACUGGGUGAUGCUAGUGCUAAGAAAAGCAAAGGGUCAAAGGUUAAAUGGUCUAUUCCUGGAGAGCAAGGUGACAAGUCCCCAGAUGUUUAUUCAGGUAUGUACUUGUAAUCUUUUUUGGGAGCCUUAUCAUAAGACAAGUCAAAGGUGAGACUAAUACAUUCAACGAGCAUGCAGUCAUAUUAAUCCAUUUAAAAAUAAAUAUUUUUAAGUUGCAAACACACUAAUAAGAGAAUUAAAAGUUAGUAAAUAAGUAAAUUUUGAUGCUCUUGAUAAUGUGAAAGCACUUCAUUCUCACAUUUAAGCUUAAUUCCAAUGUUAAUAUGACAGGUUCAGAAUCAGAAUCUGACAGUGAAUAUGAGACAGGAGACUCAGAGAUGGAUGAAGAAGACGCUGCACAAGACAAAACAGACGAGACACAAAAAUAUUCCUAUCCAGCGAGGCCAAAAGAGUAGGUUCAAGGUCAUUUAAAUUGUGGCACCAAUUUUAUACAUUUUUGCUUGGUAACCAUUGGGAAUUAAUAAUUCUUGGCUCAAUUAAAACUGGAGCUAGAGUCAUGAGGAAUUAUGAUGUGCCUGUAAAUAUAAUUAAAACACAUUUUUAAAACUACUUAUUCCAGGGAAUCUGUAAGUAAUCGCAAGUCUUAUGUCAGCUUAUCUCCAAGUGCGGGAGAGUUCCGUUCUAGCCUACAGUCUAUUAUAUGCUAUUUUGAGGACACAGUUGGUAAGGAUGAUGUAAAUGCUCAUUUAAUUUAUUUAUCAACAAUCUUGAGCAAACAGCUGUAGAUAGUUGAAAAGUUUUAAUUUAUUUUCAAAAAAAUAUUUUGUUUGAACUUUAACAUUUUUUAAAUGUAUUAAAUUUGAAUGAAAAGGAAACAGUAAAUAAAAAGUGUUUGAAAUUAAUUCUUAUCCACCCAUCUUAAUCCACUACUAUCUCAAAUUUAUUUCUCCACAUGUAAGUCCACAGUCAUCACCUCCUACUCCACUAUUUUCACAUCUCACACCUCAUAGUACUUGGUGGUGUAAAGUCUUUAUAUGAUAGAUAAACAUCCUCAUCUGGUGUGUUAUUGUGUAGGGUCUUGUAAUUUGUUAAAAGCCAAGAUGAUGAUUUCAAAAUAGGAAGCAAAAAAAAAAAAGUUGGAGUGGUGGGGGCUACAUUUUAUAGCUAUGAUCAUGGUCGUGUUUAAAGGGUUGGAUAAAAAGACAAAGUUUUAAAAAAAUUUUAUUUUUUGUUUCAGUCAAAAUUGUUCCCAUGAUGAGAGAACCCAAGCUCACUGUGUUUUACUCACCUCCCAAACAUGAUCUUAAGCUCAAAUAUGAUGAGGAGGAAGCAGAAGAAAAACAAGAAAUGAUGAAUGAAUGGCCAAACCUUGACCUCAUCCUAAGAGAUGAUUCAGCCUAUCAAAAGCUGCUAACAGAAAUGUUGCACUACAUGGACAUGCAGAUGGAGCUUUUAGAGCGAUAUACUGCUGUAAGUUGUUUUUCCCUUGUUAACAGUUUUUUAGUUAAGGGAAGUAGCUCACCAAAUUUAACAUUUGUUGAUGGACAAUUUUUUUUGUUCUGUAAUGUCAGGCCUGGAAAAUGAGGAGACUAAAUUAUUUGAAACAAAUUAUAGAGCACAUUUAAAAUUAAUUGUCAUAGGAAAUUUACUUAGUAGACCUAGAUAUAUUCCUUCUUGUAUUUCUUCCUGUUGAAGUAAAAGUCUUAUUAUAAUAUCUUAAUUUUAAUGACUAUAACAUUCUUAAAUAGAAGGUCUAUUGUACAAAUAAUACCAUAUUUCAUAUAGUCUCUAACAAACAAAAUAGCUGAAACAAAAAAAAUUUCAGGUUUACUAUAAUAGGCCUACUUUUUCAUUUCAGAACUAUAAUAAUUUCUGCAAAAUGGUGGACCAGUCAAGAAAAACACACGUGGAAGAGUCCAUUGCCAAAAACCCUUGGACUGCUGAUGAGUUUAAUGAUGUUUUGGGAACUCACACAGAAAUGGUCAGUUAUAAAAGUUGUUGUGUAAUAAAUUAAUUAAUCUUUGUUUUAGUUUGUAUUUAUCGCAGUUAGACAGUAAAUAUUUUGCCUCAGAAUGUGAUGAAAUUUUCUGUUUUUAAGGAUUAAAAUUAUUUGUGUUUAUUAAAUUGUGUAUUAGUAUGUUAGUAUGUUCAUCUUUCAUUUUAUUUUUUUUAUAGGUUCGACUCAUGAAUAAAAUGGUAACAACUCAGAGAGUUGCUAUGGUCCUGGUUGAAGGUGAACAUUUCAGAGAUUCAUGUCUGCCUUACCCACAAGCAGUUGUAGAUGCAGCCAAUAAAUGGCUACCCAUUAUUGCAAACAAACACAAUGAUGACCUCAUCACUAUCAUUAAGGUAAACAACUAACAACUAAAAAGUUUGUGUGAGGAGAGGAAGGGGGGUGGGGGUUAAGUAGUCUGGUUUAUUUAUACAUCACACCAGAAGAAAUAUUAUAAAUAAACAUAAAAAUUACAUUCAUCCCCAUCAAAAGUUCAAUCUGAUUUAUUAUGCUCUGUAACUUCACAAGCUAUUUAUGUCCCAGGUCAGUGGUCGGCAAACUCCAUUAGUCAAAAGAGCCAAAAAUCAGCAACAGGGCGAUUACAUUUUUUUGAGAGCCAAAUUUCUUUCCAAGCACCUGUCAAGAAACACGUAUUUCGGAGUCAAAACCGAAUUUGGCCGACUGGCCGAGCCGCUAAAGAGCCACAUGAGGCUCGCGAGCUGUAAUUUGCAGACUACUGUCCCAGGUCAUUAGAUUUGAAGACUUGUGGUACACAAGAUAAAGUUCAAUAAUACUUCGACUGAUCUGUGUAGAUAGAAACAAGAUUAAAUUUCAUACCUGUUUCCACUUUAUAGCAAAUUGUUCAAUGGGCUUAAAAAAUGAUGAAACAAUUCUCAUUUCAAGCAGCGUUACAAAUUGUGGAAAUAGUACCCCUUCUCUCUAUUCGGAUAAAGAAAACUGUUAUUUUUAUUCAAUAUUAAAGCAGUAUGUAAACUGUUAUAUUAUAAGAUUAGAUUCUUUUAUUGAUCCAAAUAAAUGGAAAUGUUUUUUGAUUGCAUUGUACAUUUUCAUCACAUAAAUAAAUACAUAUUUUAACCUAGACAACAUUUUACAAAUAAAAAUAUUUAAAAACAAGACAUCUAAAGUAUUUCUCUAGCUUAGGAAUCAGCCAUCACUUAACUCUUUUAGUGACAAUAACGACUUAAUUAGUGAUCAUUCUGAUUUGGUAACCGCUGGGGAGAACACUUGUAAAUUUGUACAGAUUGGGUAAUAAAAGAAUGUUUAUACAGUUCAGUUCUAACUUUAAAGAAAAAAUAAUUCGCCUGAUCAAGUUGGAUACAUAGCAUUUUGAAACUAAAUAAGAAAUUAAACCUAGUAAAUAAAUACAUUUUUAUUAACCUACAUUUCAUUUUUCAUCAUAAUCUAGCUUAUAUUUUGCAUAUAUACCUAAAUUAACAAUUACUUUUCCGAAAAUUUGAGCCAUCAUUGUGUAGCAGAAAAAUUUGAAUAUCCCAAAAUGCCAAAAAUGGAGAAACAGCAUUUUGAAAAUUAACUCUUCAAAUGUUCCACUGUAGAAUAAGUUAACAAUGAUUAAUGUAAAUGUCGCACUCAGAACAGGGAUAUCAAGAUUAACCUGUGAUGAACAUUGAUUUUUUUAAAAUUGGAAGUAUUAUAAUAACUUAAUAAUGACCUUAAUAAUGUAAUAAACUUACAAAUGUGUUGUUUGAAACUGCUUGUUUAAUUGAUAAUGUUAGCCUGUUAAUGAUUAUGCUGCAUGUUUCAUGAUAAUAAUGAUUCAUGGUUUUAUUAAACUAGGGAUCAUCAAAACGUUUGGACAAGACAAUUAUUUCUGUUGAGGAAUUCGUUGAGCACCUCUCAUUCUUAGGGAGAAUGUCUACAGAGUUGCCUGCCCUGGAAAAAGAAUAUGAUGUUGUCAACAAGAUGUUCACUAUCGCUAAAACAUACAAAGUUUACAUUCAACCAGAAGACAUGGCUUUGUACCAGACUCUGUCACCAAGUUUUCAACAUCUGAAAGUUUGUAUUUACUUUUGUAGCAAUACACUUAAACUUUUUUAUAGUACAAAACUUUUUCAGGAAAUGGGUCACCAGCUUUAAAAUGAAGUUAAUUUAUCACUACGCAUCACUCAAGUUGUAUUUAAUGAAUAAAAAAAAAAAAAUUACAAGAGAAAUGUGAUUGCAUUAUUCUAGUCAGUUCCUAACAGGUCUGUUUCCUUUUGGGGAUAAAAAUACACAUAAUGAUAUGUGAUGGGAGAGUGACCAAAAGUCUGAUUUGAGUGACCAAAAGUCUGGGUUUUAGGAUUCAAUUAUUGUUUUUUUUGCCACCUCAAUGAAAAAUUUAUAUUCAUUUAUAUGUUAUUUUAACUCAUUGCAGUGAACAGCCCUUAAAAACAAAUUUUUACAAUAUUCCUUCAGUCCACAAUACUUUACUGCGAAGCUAAGAAAGAUGACAACAUUCGAAAGUUUUCAUCUCAACUGGACACUUUAAUCGGAAACAUCCGAUCCAUGCUGAUGAAUCUGAAAACUCGGGUUCAGGACCCAGAACUCUUGCAUGUUGACACACAUCCACUUUCAGCUCUUGAAGCAACACGACUUCUCCAAGAAGAAGUCCAGGUUUUAUCUGCAAAAGCUCGAAGUUAUGCCAGCUACCAGGAGCGUUUUGGAUCUUCAUUAUCCAAGCAAAGGAAAAGUUUUUAUGGAGAGUAAGUUUCAUGAUACUAAAAUGUGAUUGAUAUAAUCAUGAAUAAAUCUUUUAAAGCUUUUUGAUAAGACUGGGCCGAUUGCCUGCAUAAAAUACAAGUGUUUUAAAAGGCCUAUAGAUAUUUUAAAAAUCCAGCAGUAUUUGGAAUACUUUUUUUAAAGUAUUCUGCUUGCUUUUAUAGACUUCUGGGGACAGACAAGAAAUCUGACAGCAGCAUCCAAGAAAUCCAAACAGAUUUGGGUGAGAUUGAGCGGGAUCUGAAGCUUCGAGCCCUGCUGUGGCAAUCUCUAGAAGAAUGGGCCAAGCUGGUGAAUGAAUGGACGGAAACAUCAUUUGAGUCCAUUAAUGUGGAGGCUCUUCAGAAAAAUGUCAACAAGUUUACUCAGACUGUGUACAUGUUGGAAAAAGGUGGGUUUGAGAGUUCUUAG